AUGGACGGUAACAGCAGCGAUUACUACGAGCCCAGGAAGGAACGGAACAAGAUGACGCGCAGCGACGACGAGGGCGUCUACCACCAUGACGCGGAGAUGAUGGGUGCAGUGGACGCCCAUCUACUAAACACCUCCGUCCAGAACAUCUCGUGGGAGGGCAUCGAGGUCACCGUCAAGGACAGGGAGACCAAGCAACCCAAGAGCAUCGUCCAUCGUGUUGACGGGCUCGUCGAGGCUGGGGAAAUUUGCGCCCUGAUGGGACCCUCGGGCUGCGGCAAGACGACCCUCCUUAACGUCCUCGCCGGACGUCCCACCAAUGCUUCCGGUGUCGAGGGCUCCGUGCUGGUCAACGGCGUCAAGCCGUCCCGCUCCGAGUUCCGCCAGAUAUCCUGCUUCGUCGAGCAGGAAGACGCCCUCAUCGGAUCCCUGACCGUCCGCGAGACCCUGCUCUUCACCUCGCGCCUCUCGAGCACCAGCUCCCUCCCCCGCAGGGAGCGUCUCGCCAGGAUCGACGGGCUGCUGGCCUCGUUCGGUCUCAACGACCAGGCCAACACCAUCAUCGGCACGCCCAUUCGCAAGGGCAUCUCCGGAGGCCAGAAGAGGCGCGUGGGCGUCGCUAGCCAGCUCAUCACCAGCCCCAAGAUCAUGUUCCUGGACGAGCCUACCAGCGGACUGGACUCUGCGGCCAGCUACGAGGUGAUCAGCUACCUCAAGAAGGUCGCCCGACGAAGCAACCUCAUCGUCAUCGCAUCGAUCCACCAACCCUCAACCUCGACCUUCAACCUCUUCGACAAGCUCAUGCUCCUCUCGGGCGGCAAGACGCACUACUUUGGCGGCGUCGACCGCGUCGUGCCGUACUACGAGUCCAUGGGCAUGCCCAUGCCCGUCCAGGUCAACCCGGCCGAGCACCUUCUCGAGCUCGUCAACGUCGACUUCGUCAAGGACAAGCGCCAGGCCGCCGCGCGGCUGCAGGCGAUGCACGAGGCCUGGAGCGAGUCGGGCUCCGCGCGCGACCUGAAGACGGCCAUCGCCGACGCGCAGCAGAAGAGCAACCCCGUCGUGCUGAGCGACGAGGAGAAGAAGCCCGGGCUGCCCAGCCUGGUGCUCACGCUGCUUCACCGGAGCUUCAUCAAGAGCUACCGUGACGUCGUGGCGUACGGAAUCCGGUUUGCCAUGUACACCGGUCUUGCAAUCAUGAUGGGCACGGUCUGGGUCCGCCUCUCCACCAGCCAGGAAUCCAUCAUUCCCCUGACCAACGCAAUCUUCUUCGGCGGCGCCUUCAUGUCCUUCAUGGCCGUCGCCUACGUCCCCGCCUUCCUCGAAGACCGCUCCCAGUACGUCAAAGAGCACCACAACGGCCUCUACGGCGCCACCGCCCUCCUCAUCUCCAACUUCCUCAUCGGCCUGCCCUACCUCUUCCUCAUCGCCCUCAUCUUCUCCGUCAUCUCCUACUGGCUCUCCAACUUCCGCCCCGCCGCCGACGCCUUCUUCGUCUGGACAAUGUGGCUCUUCCUCGACCUCCUCGCCGCUGAGUCCCUCGUCGUCUUUUUUACGUCUCUCUUCCCUUCCUUCGUCAUCAGCCUCGCCCUCGUCGCCUUCGCCAACGGCCUCUGGAUGUCCGUCAACGGCUUCAUGGUCAGCCCCACCAUCCUCAACUCCUUCUACAAGUACGUCUUCCACUACUGGGACUACCAGAAGUACGUCUUCGAGGGCAUGAUGCACAACGAGUUCGCCAAGCGCGUCUACGACUGCGGGAAAGGGUGUCAGUGCAUGUACCGCACCGCGCUCGAGGCCCAGUGCAAGAUUGCCGGGCAGGGCGUCCUCGACACGUACGGAUACACCGAGGAGCACUUUGGGCGCAACAUCGGCAUCAUGAUCGGCAUCAUUGCCGGGUACAGGAUCGCCGCGUGGAUUGUGUUGAAGAUCAAGAAGAACUGA
This is a messenger RNA of Colletotrichum chrysophilum, 1938 nucleotides long. RefSeq lists its product as uncharacterized. Gene Ontology annotation, cellular component: membrane. The record is from RefSeq and is a predicted model, not a curated record. Lineage: Eukaryota; Fungi; Ascomycota; Sordariomycetes; Glomerellales; Glomerellaceae. The transcript has 5 exons. The coding region runs from base 1 to 1938 and encodes 645 amino acids. Gene Ontology annotation, molecular function: ABC-type transporter activity; ATP binding; ATP hydrolysis activity.